AUGACUGAGCCGGCAGUUGCGAGCAGCGAUGCCACAAACAUCAGGACCAUGAUCAUGCGAGACGGUGACCACUGGGUGAUCAACGGCAGAAAGCACUGGAUCACCGGAGCAGGGAACAUCGACUGCAAGAUCAUGAUCCUCAUGGGCAGGACCGGCACGGCAGAGUCGCCAACUUACCGGUCCCAGUCGCAGAUCCUGGUUCCCAUGGACACGCCCGGCAUCACGCUCGUGCGACCAAUGGAGACCUUCGGUGACGACGAUUGCCCGAAGGGGCACAUGGAGAUCCUGUUUGAGGAUGUCCGUGUGCCUGCGAGCAACAUGAUCUGGGGAGAGGGCCGCGGCUUCGAGAUUGCUCAGCUGCGGCUGGGACCUGGCCGUAUCCAUCACUGCAUGCGGAUGAUUGGGCAGGCAGAGCGCGCUUUGAGCCACAUGUGCCGCCGCGCCACCACACGCACGGCUUUCGGCCAAAAGUUGGCCGAGAUGGGCGGCGUCGUCCAGCAGAUUGCUGAGUGCCGUUCAGAGAUCGACCAGGCGAGGCUUCUAGUGCGAGAAGCCGCUGACCGGAUGGACAGGCUCGGCAACCGCGACCACUACACUCGCAAGCUGCUCAGCUUGGUCAAAGCUGUCGUGCCAGCCAUGACGCAGCGCGUGGUGGACCGUGCCAUGCAGCUUCAUGGUGGCCUCGGAGGCUCCCAAGACAGCUUCUUGCCUGCGGCCUUCGUGGCGGCCCGGAAUCUGCGUUGGGCAGAUGGCCCCGACGAGGUGCACUGGCGCACGGCUGGCAGGCUCGAGAUUUCAUACCAGAGGAAGGAUUCGCCACUCUUCCAGAUCGAGCUGUACGAACACGACAAGUCAAAUCCGUUCAGGGCGAAGCUUUGA
Symbiodinium sp. CCMP2592 is the source of this 879-nucleotide messenger RNA. The record is from the annotation of a GenBank genome assembly. NCBI's taxonomy places the organism in Eukaryota, Dinophyceae, Suessiales, Symbiodiniaceae.